Molecule: messenger RNA, 435 nt
Organism: Salvia splendens (bonfire salvia)
Lineage: Eukaryota; Viridiplantae; Streptophyta; Magnoliopsida; Lamiales; Lamiaceae
Exons: 1
Coding region: 1-435 (144 amino acids)
Source: RefSeq, a predicted model, not a curated record
AUGCGAGUGGUAUAUUUGAUGCUGAGAAAAGGCAUUACAAAGGGCAAACUAUUAGCCCAUCUUAACAUGAUGAUGAAGCGCGGCAAAAUCGCCAGCAAAGCCGCCAUACACAAUCUCAUGUUCCACCACCACCACCACAGAUUCCGCCUCCCCUUCCACCUCACCAAGCGCAGGAGCUCUCACGCGGUGUUUGACAGAGACACGAUGGCUGCCUCCGUCGAGAGUUUCAGCAGCGCGGUGGCGUCGCCUGCGCUGCCCGGGUUCGGGCCGAGCCCGUUGGUGAGGCAGCUGCGGAUCACCGAUUCUCCGUUCCCGUUGACGGAUGCUGAAGCUGAAGAAGACAAUAAUGUUGAUGAAGCUGCUGAGGAAUUUAUAACUAAGUUUUAUGACGAUUUGAAGCGACAGAAUUCCAACAUGUUUUUGGAGUACUAUUGA